GGGCGCGCGGGCUACAGCCUGCAGGCGGCCGGGCGGCGCUUCCUGCUGGACCUGGAGCGGGACGAGGCGCCGGGGCCGCGGGCGCGCUGCUCCUACCGCGGCACGGUGGACCGCAGCCCCCGCUCCCUGGCCGUCUUCGACGUGUGCGGGGGCCUGGCCGGCUACUUCGCCGUGGGGCACGCCCGCUACACCGUGAAGCCCCUGCUGGGGGCGCGGGGCACAGGGCACCAGCGCCCCUACUCGCCCGGGGCGACCCAGGUCCCGCACCUCUUCGUCAGGGACCGCUUCAGCUUCCAGGCGCUGCCCGCUCGCCCCAGCUGCGAGACCCACGACCCCCCGCCUCAGGGGCAGAGGCAAAGCAGGGACGUGCCCGCCCCGGAGCGGGCGAGGGGUGGCCGGAGGCGGCGCUCUGUGUCCCGGGCGCGCCAAGUGGAGCUUCUCCUGGUGGCCGACGACUCCAUGGCCAAGAAAUAUGGCAAGGGCCUCCAGCACUACUUGCUGACCCUGGCCACCAUCGCCUCACGCCUCUACGGGCACGCCAGCAUCGAGAACCACAUCCGGCUGGCCGUGGUGAAGGUGGUGGUGCUGGGUGAGAAGGACAAGGGGCUGGAGGUCACCAAGAAUGCCGCCACCACGCUCAAGAACUUCUGCAAGUGGCAGCACCAGCACAACCCGCUGGAGGACGACCAUGACGAGCACUACGAUGCCGCCAUCCUCUUCACCAGGGAGGAUUUAUGCGGGCAUCAUUCAUGUGAUACUCUGGGAAUGGCAGACGUUGGGACCAUAUGCUCCCCUGAGCGCAGCUGUGCAGUGAUUGAAGAUGACGGCCUCCAUGCAGCUUUUACAGUGGCUCACGAAAUUGGGCACUUGCUUGGGCUUUCACAUGAUGAUUCCAAAUUCUGUGAAGAGAACUUUGGCUCCAUGGAAGAUAAACGUUUAAUGUCCUCCAUCCUAACAGGCAUCGAUGCUUCCAAACCCUGGUCCAAAUGCACUUCAGCAACAAUAACGGAAUUUUUGGAUGAUGGUCAUGGUAACUGUUUACUGGACCAACCAAAAAAGCAGAUCUUAGGCCCUGAGGAGCUUCCAGGACAAACUUACGAUGCCAUUCGGCAGUGCAAACUGGCAUUUGGGCCUGAAUACACAGUGUGCCCUGGUAUGGAUGUAUGCUCUCGCCUGUGGUGCGCAGUCGUUCGCCAAGGUCAGAUGGUUUGUCUGACCAAAAAGUUGCCUGCUGUGGAGGGGACACCAUGUGGAAAAGGAAGGAUUUGCCUCCAUGGAAAAUGCGUUGACAAAACAAAGAAGAAAUAUUAUUCGGCUUCAAGCCAUGGUAACUGGGGAUCCUGGGGGCCUUGGGGACAGUGCUCCCGUACAUGUGGUGGAGGCAUUCAGUUUGCUUAUCGUCACUGCAAUAAUCCAGCUCCUAGAAAUAGUGGACGGUACUGCACAGGAAAGCGGGCCAUUUAUCGCUCCUGCAAUGUUGCAGCCUGUCCAGCAAAUGCUAAAUCUUUUCGACAAGAGCAAUGUGAAGCAAGAAAUGGCUAUCAGUCUGAUGCAAAAGGUGUCAAAACAUUUGUGGAGUGGGUCCCCAAGUAUUCGGGAGUGCUCCCUGGAGAUGUUUGCAAGCUCACCUGCCGAGCCAAAGGAACAGGCUACUAUGUUGUGUUUUCUCAGAAGGUGACUGAUGGAACUGAGUGUAGACCCUACAGUAAUUCAAUCUGUAUCCGGGGGAAAUGUGUUCGAACUGGUUGUGAUGGGAUCAUCGGCUCAAAGCUCCAGUAUGAUAAGUGUGGUGUGUGUGGAGGAGACAAUUCCAGCUGCACAAAAGUCAUGGGAACCUUUACAAAAAAGAGUAAGGGAUACACAGAUAUAGUGAGAAUACCAGAGGGGGCAACUCACAUCAAAGUCCGACAAUUUAAAACUAAAGACCAAAGCAGGUUCACAGCUUACCUAGCCCUGAAAAAGAAAAAUGGUGAGUAUCUUGUCAAUGGGAAAUAUAUGAUCUCCACUUCAGAAACCAUCAUUGAUCUCAAUGGAACUGUUAUGAACUAUAGUGGCUGGAGUCACAGGGAUGAUUCCUUGCAUGCAAUGGGACAUUCUGCCACGAGGGAGAUCCUUAUUGUACAAAUUCUUGCAACUGACCCAACACAACCAGUGGAUGUUCGCUAUAGUUUCUUUGUGCCAAAGAAGCAAAUACAAAUGACUAACUCUGUCACAAGCAACAGUAACAAAGUCACCCCACAGCUCACUCAGCCACGGUGGGUAACUGGACCGUGGCUUUCUUGUUCUCGAACAUGUGACACAGGAUGGCACACUAGAACUGUUCAGUGCAAAGAUGGGAAUGGAAAACUUGCAAAAGGAUGUCUUCUGUCUCAGAGACCAUCAGCAUUUAAACAGUGCUUGCUAAAAAAAUGUUAACCUGUGGUGGCGAUUUUCUUGAAAAAAGAGAUCUGGUUAAGACAUUGUUGACAUACUGGUGUUAGUUCUAUCCAGGCAGAGAGAAGCCAAGGCUUCAAUAUAUUUACAUGCAGCCUCAAAUUAUGGGCAGAAUCUGCCUAUUUGGACCAAAUGAAGAUGUGCACUGCUUUAAGGGAUAGUAGAAUGAUAUUGGUAUGUCAAAGAAACUAAGCAUAAAAGUUAUAAUAAGCCCUCUGUGUCUGCAAAAAAAAGGAGGAAAAAAAAAACCCUGAAGAGGAAAAACCAGUGAAUGGAAGAUCCUAGGAAGGUUACAGAAUCAUCUCCCCUUUUUCACCUACCUCUAAUACCUUAGACAACUUUGUCAUACUUACCCAUGAUACCACAGUAGCUUAUUUUAUACUGUUUGUAAAUAUCUUUCAUUUGGUAUGUCACUUUAUAUCACUUGGUUCUAUUAAAAACAAUAUAUAAGCAAAGUGAUUGACCAAAGUAUGUCUGCAGCCAUUUUUCAGAAAUGGCUGUGGAUGUUUUACUGGAAAACAAAGAGCUUGCUGCUGUUUUUAAGAUUUAAUAGAUUUUUUCUGACAAGAGGAAAUACAUUUCCAUUCUAGGAAUUUCCUGACCACAGAACUUUAUUCUAUAAUAAACAAUGCCUUUCCACCCAGAAAUUCUCAUACAGGGAACAUCUCAGCAGCCUGUAGAUGAACAAUCGCUGCUGUUCUGCUUCUCUGUAUGAAAUAAAGACAUACUGUAUUUUGUAAAAAGUUAUAGAACCAAAAACUACAGUUGAGAUAACGAAGUGUCUUCUAACUCAGACUGUUCUCAACUGCUUUGUCUGUUAUUUUCUCUAUGGUUUCCAUCUGAAAUCUUACAAUGUGUAAUUACCUAUACCUAUAAAGGUCAAAAAACACAGCAAGCAGUUAAUAGCAUUUUAUCAGUGUUUUGUCCAUCAUGUCUAACCCUGGUAUCCCUUUUACCAGCAAAAGUUUGUCAUUACUUGUCUUUUUUGUGUGGUUUGUUUGGUUUAAAAGCUGUAGAAGUCAUUUGGGUUUUGUACACCUUGCAUAUUUGGGAGGUUUAUGAGUCAUUACAAAGUCAAACCACAUGAGGAUGUGGUGGAUAUAACUAAUAUCAGUAAGACUAUUUCCACAGAGCAGGCAGCAGUUUGUAAUGUCUUUCAGCAGCCCUUUCCAAAUGGCAUUUUUGUCUGACAAAAGACUGCCACUGCAGAAGAACAUUUCGUGGCAAGGUGAAUAGCAUGAUACAAAAACUAUCCAAGUCUUUUCUUUUGAAUUCUGCAAGCUUUUGUCAGACCCCAAAACAAUAUAUUUUUGUUAAAGUCUCUACAACCUGUGAUGAAAAUAGAAUCUGACCAGUCCCCUAUCCUCUAAUUUGCCCACACAGUCUGAGAAUAUGAAAUUACAAUGGGAUUUUCAGAACAGCCCAAGAGAAUAAAAUUCAGUGGGAUUUGGGAACUGAAUUCCUUGUAGGCUCUUUGGAAAUUCCCAGUUUCAGAGAUUAUUAGAAAAAAAAAACUGAUCUGUGUCCCUAUCACAGAAGGAAAAUUUCACUUCAGACUGGCGUAGACAUGCUUCAGUAACUAUGAACAUUGGAAGCAUGGGAUCAUUUCAAAAUAGCUGAUAAUUUUUAUAUCUACAGAGAUGAACCUUGGAGAAUCACCUAUUGUUGUAGAAUAUUUUAAACAGGGGGUGUUUAUCUGUGAUAGCAGAAUGCAAGGAUAGGCCAGAAGGAAUGAAUCUGAGUGACUGCUGUUGGUAAAAACAUUACGGCCUGAUUUUUACAAGUAGUCCUAAGCAACAAAGGUGGAUAUUAACGAAUCCUCGAAGUUCAUUAUUGGCCCAUCUCUAAAGUAAUACGGUCUCCACCCCAGGCUCUAAAGAAUUGCAAAUGUGUAGAAGCCACUUCAAAACUGUCUAUCUCCCUCCCUAGCCAUUAAAACAAAGACUGCUUUAUGCCCCAGGGUGGCAUCCUCAACCACACUUCUCUGGGUGAACAAUUUCCUAAACUCCAAGCAAUAAAGGCAUGUCACAACCUGGUUAAUUAGCUGAGAGUUAGUUAGCAUUAUUUUUCAGUUGUGGUUAUUAGCUUGCCUUAUGUACCACACAGAGAUGCACCAUGGCUUUCAGUUUAGAAGGCAGCCCAGUCAGAGCAGUGCAGUGUGGUUGAGAAUGCGGCUAUGGAGCUUGGUAAGUUUACCCAACUCAGCCUAAGUACAGCUGACUGUCCUUUUAAAUUAUAUUGUUUGAAUGCUUCAGUGGAUGCAUUACUGAAUUAUUGAAAGGUUCUUAAUAGAGAACCUUCAUUAGGGAGAAAGCAACCACCAUGUGACAUGGAUCACAGCAUGCACUUGCCAUAUAAAAUACAUUUUGUUUCUAACCCAUUUUAUAAUUCUGGAGCUAGCAUGUGCAAGGAUUUUUGAGUCAAAAUAAUCUAUUAAGUAUUAAAUAGGGAUGAGUAAAUAAUUUUGGACACUAUUCAAAUAAAAUCACAACGGCUCUACAGUUAAACUAUUUUUGUUCAAAAUUAUCUUGUUCCUAGAAAGAGUUUGUGUAAAAAAAUCUGUAUGAAAACAAACCACUAUAGUGAAUCAUCCAUCUUUUUAACUAAAAUUUAUUUUCCUAGCCUAUGUAGUACCUUAUAGUCAAAUAUUUGAAAAUCGGUUACAGAGCAUGAAAUGCAGAGAACACUAUUACCGCAUCUUCACACUGGAGUUCUAGACUUGACUCCCGUCUGACUGUAGAAAAAUGUAAAGGCAACAAAAGACAAUACCUUACAAUGUAACUGAUUCAACUCCAACUGAUUUUAAUGGGCCUUGAUUCAGUCUCAGGGUACCAGGAUUUGUUUUUGUGGGAAGUACCCUGUCUCUCUCACUCUGCAUACAUCAUGGAGUUACAUGCAAGAUUAAUGUAGAGGUAUACCAAAGGUGAAGGUUGUCCCUUACUGAGAAGCUGCCCAUCAUAGUAACAGUCAUAUGCUAGGUGAAGCUUGUGAAGGAAAUAUGGUAACUCAGGCAUAGGAGAAGGAUACAGAGUAGGGAAGAACAAUAGAAAUCUGAGCUGAGCUUAUGGUGAUGUGAAUUUUGGUGUAAGUUACAGAGCAGGAGUAAAAUGGACAGACUUGUAAGUAAUAAAGCAGCAUAAAUUGUAUGAAUUUAGCACUGAGCAUGCAAAAAAGUGUAACAUAGACUGAAAGGGUUAAAGGGGCAUAGUUGCAAAAGGAGCAAGCUAACAAGUACAAAGUAAGAGGGUUGCCUGCUUUAUUUACCUCUGUCUUCAGCUAUUCUGCUAUGACUCCUGUUCCAACUCCUUUUUUAUGCACCUGGUGCAGGCUGUAUGAUUUAAUAUUUUUAUUCGUAGUCUGAUCAUCUACAUCCCCACACAUAAUAUGACAUCACUGUUUAUAUCACUCCUGAGUUUUGCCUAACGGGCUUCAGAAAUUGAUUUAAGCCAAUGCAAAGCCAAAUUUAAAAGCCAAAAGCGAUGUGUUCCAUAGGGAAAUAAUUCACACUUACUGUAUCCAGUGCUAAAUUCACAGCUAAUAUAAGGGGACACAAUUCCACUGCUUUCCAUGGAUAUAGGCCCACUAACAUCAAUGCUUUUUUAUGUGUCUUCCUCUAAAAUAGCUUAUCACAUGCUUAGAUUAGUCAUCCUCCUUAUGACAAAGGUUUUCAAGUUGGGUUUGAUGGUGUUUAAGAAAUUAAAUUUAGUUGCCUUCCUGUGGAAACAGUUUUAUCCCAUGGGGGAGGGGAAAGAACUCUGUGGAUCAAUCACAAAUGUAAAAAAGCAACACAGCACUGAAAAAAAAUAAUUUAUUGUUUUUACAACUGGUAUGUGAAUGGAUGUAAUGAAUUUAUUUAUUCUUAUUUAACAAAAAUACCAAUUGUGCAAAUUCUAUAUUUAAAGUAUGUUGCUAUCGUUUCUCUUUCUUUUUUUUAAUUUAUGCUUCAUGUUUGUGUUAAAAGUACACCUUGUGAGUUUACAUAAUGUUCAGCACUGGUUGCUUUUGUAUGUUUUUCAGAAAGCUUUCUGCAUGAAAUAGGGGUAUAUGUCUGUAUACUUCCUAUGCUCACAUACUGUAUAUUCACUUUCUGCUACAAGCUUUUUCUAAGAAAAAUUGUGAAUCUUUAGUUUUUGUGAUUUAGGCUCAAAACUCCUUGUUCUACUUUUUUUCUAAAACCUCAUGACAACUAAAUCAUAGCGUUCCACUGACCUAAAACACAUUAAGUCCUAAAGAAAUAAGUGCCAGAUUCUCAUUUCAGAUACAUGCCUACAGAUUCAAUUCAUCAUUCAGAUUUUGCCAUUCACUUAAAUGGGAGCAGGAUCAGGCUUGUAAGGUGCCUAUUUAUAUGUGCAUGUGCUUCCUAAAGUGAACUGUCUGAAUUACCAUAUUCAAGGUAUAUGAGGAAGAAAUCUUUAAUCUUCCCUUUAAAAAGGACCAAAAUAACAUAUGCUUUUUAUUUCUAGUGAUUGCACUGUAAAAAUAUGCUACUAGUAACAUGACACUGUUCCCAUUUUUCUAUACGAUGAAGUUUGCUAUAUUUUAGUCUCAUUAUAUUCCAGAACUAUGUACCUGAUAAGAUAUGGUAAGACACACACAAAAAAAGUAAUCCAGAUUUGCAUUAGUCCCACAACAUGCCCUUGGAAAGCAUCAUGGGUCUUUGUUGUUUCCACUAUUUGUCAGAUCUAGGGCCUAUUAAUGGGAGCUGUAUUAGACCCUAUAAGAAGUUAUUUGCAAUAUAAACAAACCUACAAUUGCCUUAUAAUCAUCUAUUUUUAUGAUGCAAAACACCACUUGGAUUACUUUAGCCUAAUCUUAAGCAAAUAAUUUGGUCCAAAUCAUUCAGGUGUCUGUCAUUUGGAAUGUGUGUACAAGUCUCCGUCACUGACAACCAGAUUCAAAGCCUACUGAAGUCAACGGAAAGCCUUCCGUUUUGAUUUCAUUGGGCUGUGCAUCAGGCAUGACUGAGCUGUGAGCAACACUGUUAAUUGUAAUGCCCUGCUCAACACUGUGUUUAGGUGAGUGAUUCUCCCCUGAUUUUACCAAGCGUCAAUAAGACAAACAAUGGGUUGUCAUCUAUCAGUGAGGAACAAGGAGUAUUCUGCAAUACUGAAAGAGCCAAAAUCUGAUAUUUUACAUCAGGACUGCAAUUUGUAACCAAAGCAGGGUUUGUGGGGGUGGGGGGAGUGUUGGCUGGGGCUUUUGUUUUUGUUUUGUUUUGUUGGCACAUCUCUGAGAUAGUGCACAGUUUCCACCAUAUGAGUUGUCACCAUAUGUCUGUGCAUUAAUACUUGUUACUAAGAGUAAACUCAGGAAGGUUUUGUUUGUUACCAUCCCUAUGAGCAUGCAGAAUAUUGGCUGGUUAUUGAGUUUGACUCUACAAAUCAAUAUCAUUACAAAUGCCUGCUGAUGUUUAUUCUUGUCAGUUCUAUUUACUGUUCCUUAAGUUUUUCUGGUUUUUCAUUCGUUUGCUUGCUUGUUUUGUGUGCGUGUUUGUUAACAUGUACAGCUGCAGAGAUACUUAGCAUGGGGAAAAUGUCAGUGACAGAUCCUCAGCUGGAGUAACCAGCAUAGAUUCAAGAUCCAGCCUCCAGCCCAUUUUAUUCCAAGUGCACGUUUGUGGGGAUGGCAACCAAACUGUGAAAGAACCCAACUAGAAUCUCAGUCUUCUGAGUGAAUGAAAUGAAAAGUCAUUUUCUGCUACUCUAUAUUUCCUGAACAUCUUCAUAGAUUCUUUGUCCUGCCUCUUUAGCUACUGUAGUUACAUGUCAAAAGCAAAAGGUACACAGCUGUUUCAUCUUAAAGUUGUUAGAUAUUUACAGUAGCUGUCAGGAUAUUUAAAACACUUCUGUGUAUAGCAACUGAAAUGUCAUGUAGUCAAAACUGAACAACUAGGUAUGUGUAUGAAUAUGUACAGAUUAACUAUGCCUAUAUAGAAAUAUAUAUUGUAUAUGUGGAUGGGUAUAGGAUAUAUGGGUCUCCCUUAUUUUUCACACAGAAUCAAAUUCUGACUUAAGUUACAUUAGUGUAAAUCCAGAGUGACUUCAUUAAAUUAUUCGAUCUUAUUGGAACUGCUCCAGAUUUAUAACAUUGUAACUGAGAGCAGAAUCUGUCCCAAUGCCUAAUAAAUGGUUUGCACAAUUCAUCACAUAAAAUGUGAUGUAGUAUUAUGUAGUAUUCCAUGAACACUGUUCAUCAUAUGAAAUAUUACUCAGUGAAAUGCAUAGAAAUAGAUAUUGCUAAUAUCUUAUCAACACAGAAAAUAAUAUCUUGAAUUCAAAUGUUUUUGGGCAGUGGUAUAAAUAAUCUGUUUCUGUUCUAUUGCAUGGUCACUUAACAUAACAUAAAACAGGUAAAAUAGAAACAAGAGAGGUAUUGUAGGGAAGACUGGGGGAAGUACAAAAUUAUUUUGCUUGGUUUAUAUCACAAACCUCUUAAUUUACUGCAACAGUGGCCUGCAUAUUCUUUAAAAUAUUACAUCUUGCAUUAUAGUUAACUCAGCUGAAAUACGAGUACCCUUUGGGAAACUAAGACGUGUCACUAAAAUUUACUGUUGUUCUGAUAAAUGCCUAAACAAAGAGGAUUCAUCUCUUAGAUCACUAUGUCAGUCUGUUUACACAAUAAAAUAAUUCAUUAAACUAAAUAUAAAUCCAUUUGAACUGCAUUGUACAAGAUCUAUACUGUACUGUGACACAUUAAAGGCCAAUGCUUUGUUUUGUAAACUCUUACAUAUGUAUAAUUUACCAGCUGUAAUCUUAAAUACUUGAGUAUGUGGUUUCAAUGAAAGUAAUAAAUACAAACUGUACCACAGA
Molecule: messenger RNA, 9242 nt
Organism: Gavialis gangeticus (Gharial)
Lineage: Eukaryota; Metazoa; Chordata; Crocodylia; Gavialidae
Gene: ADAMTS5
Product: ADAM metallopeptidase with thrombospondin type 1 motif 5
Exons: 8
Biological process (GO): proteolysis; extracellular matrix organization
Molecular function (GO): metalloendopeptidase activity; zinc ion binding
Source: RefSeq, a predicted model, not a curated record